Molecule: messenger RNA, 375 nt
Organism: Penicillium expansum
Lineage: Eukaryota; Fungi; Ascomycota; Eurotiomycetes; Eurotiales; Aspergillaceae
Exons: 1
Coding region: 1-375 (124 amino acids)
Source: RefSeq, a predicted model, not a curated record
AUGACGACCUUUACGCGCAUGAAGAUCCCAUUCCAGACCCGAUCCUCAAUUGCAGCUCUCUCCUCAUCACGUACUCAAACACUUCGCACCUCUUCUCUAUACCGAAGCUACGCGACCAAAUCCUCAAAUGACCCCGAGCAAGCAACAACCACAACCCACCAGCCAGACUCACCCAAUCGCCUAAUCCCCUCCAAUAAAGCAAAGCCCACCCUCAGUACGGAAGAGCAGUCGCCUCUUUCAGACCAAGAGGGGAAUCCGAAAAAGGAUUUUCCCGAAGACGUGAAGAAGCACAACCGGGAGAUGGAGCAGCGGUACGACAAGCCGUAUAACUCCACUGCUGAUGAUGGCACGGUUAAACCUGCUUUCAAGAGCUAG